AUGCCGGAUUUGUACACUAGUUAUUUUGAUCUUCACGGUAACAUGACCAUCAGCGAGGACUGCAAGGUCAUCGCGGAAACGACGAAGACGUGCCCGGGCAACAAGUGCAUCUACGCGUUCGUCGAUUCCGGCCUUGUCGGUUUCAUGCACAUCCGGAACUGUGCCCCGCCAAAGUACCUGGAGAAUUGGGAGACCGGACGUCGAGUCGUUAAUGGCUCCACCUGGUUCCACGCCUGCGAGAGUGAGCGCUGCAACAAGUUGCAACUCUGGGAGUUGAAGGCGGGCGAUCAAGCCGGCCUCCAACAAAUGCUGUUUGAAGUGAACCCGUACGGGCAUCGCCCAGGACCCAACGAUUUCUGCUCGAUCGGGAUGAGCAACUGGAAGGGACGGGCACUGCGUGUCCACUACUCCUUGAUCCAGAAUUCCCCCUACCAAAGCCGCAAAUUCUGGAGCCGCAAACUGAAAAGCGAGCGCCCACUGAUGAUCAGUCGCGUCCCGCUGCGCUUCGAACGACUUGAUGAUGAU
Messenger RNA from Mesorhabditis spiculigera, 525 nucleotides. NCBI's taxonomy places the organism in Eukaryota, Metazoa, Nematoda, Chromadorea, Rhabditida, Rhabditidae. The record is from the annotation of a GenBank genome assembly.